UUGAGGCCACGGCCUGCAACCAGACACCCGAAACUCUUUAAUAAGCCCACUAUCCUCCGUCGUCUCCACCAGCAGUCCGAGCGAAAGGGCAAUGUCAUCUCGAGCUAUACUCCUCGCCUUCCUGCUCUCCGCCCUCCUCUUACACGGCUUCGCCACUUCCGCUACCAAAGGCACCGCCGACGACGCUGAUGAGGACAUCAGCUUCCUCUUAGAGGGCGACGACGAGGACGCCGCCCGCGGAUUCCCUAGCCACGACCAUGCCUUGCAGGGCGAGGACGACCACGACGACUUCGACGAAGACGAGCAAGAUCAAGGCGACUUUUCCGACUUGGAUGAAGGAUCUUACGAGGCGCCCCCGGCGUUAGAUGAGAAGGAUGUGGUUGUGCUCACGGAGGGUAACUUCAGUGAAUUCAUAGAGAAGAACAGGCAUGUCAUGGUGGAAUUCUAUGCGCCGUGGUGCGGGCAUUGUCGGGCCCUAGCGCCCGAGUACGCUGCGGCGGCGACGGCGCUUAAAGCGGAGGACGUUGUGCUUGCCAAGAUUGACGCCACGGAGGAGAACGAGCUCGCGCAGAAGUACGAUGUGCAGGGAUUCCCUACCGUUUACUUCUUCGUCGAUGGAGAUCACAAGCCCUACCCGGGGCAGAGAGCCAAGGAUGCUAUUGUUACCUGGAUUAAGAAGAGGAUUGGGCCUGCUGUUCAGAAUAUAACAACAACUGAGGAGGCUGAGAAAAUACUUGCUUCUGAAACUAAACUCGUCUUGGGCUUUUUUGACUCUUUAGUGGGUGCUGAUAGUUUGGAGUUAGCUGCUGCAUCCAAACUUGAAGAUGAUGUGAACUUCUAUCAGACUGUCAGUCCUGAUGUUGCAGCACUUUUCCACAUUGACCCCAAAGCCAAGCGACCAUCUUUAGUUUUGCUGAAGAAGGAAGCUGAAAAGUUGACUUAUUUUGAUGGCCAGUUCACUAAAUCGGCCAUAGGUGAUUUCAUAUUUGCCAAUAAGCUUCCUCUGGUGACCACUUUUACUAGAGAAACUGCUCCUCUUAUCUUUGAGAGUCAAAUUAAAAAGCAGCUUUUGCUCUUUGCACAAUCAAAAGAUUCUGAGAAGAUUUUAUCGGUCUUCCAAGAAGCUGCAAAAUUGUUUAAGGGAAAGCUUAUCUUUGUGCACGUGGAGAUGGAUAAUGAGGAUGUAGGCAAACCAGUUUCAGAUUACUUUGGAGUGACUGGAGAUGGCCCAAAAUUGUUGGCUUACUCAGGAAAUGAGGAUGGUAGAAAGUAUAUACUUGAUGGAGAAGUUACGCAUGAAAAUAUUAAGGCUUUUGGAGAAGAUUACUUAGAGGAUAAGCUCAAGCCAUUCUACAAAUCGGACCAGAUACCUCAAACUAAUGAUGGCGAUGUGAAAAUAGUGGUAGGAAAUAAUUUCGAUGAAAUAGUUCUGGAUGAGUCAAAGGAUGUUCUUCUCGAGAUCUAUGCACCAUGGUGUGGCCAUUGCCAAGCUUUAGAACCAACGUACAACAAACUUGCCAAGCAUCUACGUGGUAUCGAGUCUCUUGUUAUAGCAAAAAUGGAUGGGACCACAAAUGAGCACCCUCGGGCCAAGUCUGAUGGUUUCCCAACCCUUCUCUUCUUCCCAGCUGGAAACAAGAGCUUUGAUCCGAUCACUGUGGACACAGAACGCACAGUUGUAGCAUUUUAUAAAUUCUUGAAGAAAAAUGCUUCAAUUCCUUUUAAGCUCCAGAAACCAGCUGCAGCAACGAAAACAGAGGCUGUUUCUGAGCCUAAGCAAGAGGGCCAAGCCAAGACCGACCUGAAAGAUGAGUUAUAGUUCUAUUAUAGUCUAUUUAUGAGCAUUCCUAUAAACUUAUUUCAUGUUAGGAAGAUGAUUAAAGUUCUUGAAAGAGUAUUAUGCAUUUGGCUUUAUCAGCGUAGGAUUUUACUUCUAAUUUUUGUAGUGCUGUGUCAGAGAGAGUAAAAGAGGGAAAAACAUUGACAGUAGACUGAAUUGCAGAGGAAUCACUCAAUAAAGCUCAUCUUAUCAUUUUCUUUC
Molecule: messenger RNA, 2041 nt
Organism: Dendrobium catenatum
Lineage: Eukaryota; Viridiplantae; Streptophyta; Magnoliopsida; Asparagales; Orchidaceae
Product: protein disulfide isomerase-like 1-4
Exons: 12
Coding region: 92-1819 (575 amino acids)
Biological process (GO): protein folding; response to endoplasmic reticulum stress
Cellular component (GO): endoplasmic reticulum
Molecular function (GO): protein disulfide isomerase activity
Source: RefSeq, a predicted model, not a curated record